AUGGACGCUGGAGACGAGGCGCACAGCUGCAUGGGCGGGCCUGAUAGCGAGAGAGGCGAUGGUGGCAGCCUCGGUGACACCGGCCCGCAUGUGAUCAACUUCAACGUGUCCAGCAUCAACAUCCGCAACCAGCUAUUGAAGCACGCCGCGUCAGCGUACCUCCAGUCCGCCAUUGUCGUCCCACCGAGGGAACGAGACUGCCUCAGCAGACCAUGGCGGAGGCUGCUGCUGCGCCACAGGUGCCGCAUCCUGCUGUGGCCGUGCGGGUGCGUGUGGCCAUGGUCGGGAUGCCUCGCCGGAGAUCUCGCGCACCGCUGCGCCGUGUUUGUGGCCGGCUCGGCGCACCGCCUCGCCGUCUUCCUCUCCCGCUACGUCGCUUGCAUGUGGACAUAG
Molecule: messenger RNA, 393 nt
Organism: Phragmites australis (common reed)
Lineage: Eukaryota; Viridiplantae; Streptophyta; Magnoliopsida; Poales; Poaceae
Exons: 2
Coding region: 1-393 (130 amino acids)
Source: RefSeq, a predicted model, not a curated record